AUGGACUAUCUGAUCAAUCUGAGCCCACCAGCCCGCUGUCUGAUAGGUGGGGAUAUCAAUGUACAGCAUGAUGCCUUUGAACCAGGGGCAGUGAAUCUGCACCGAGGUGGGGAGCUUGUCCAAUGGGUCAGUGAACAUGGGAUGGACUUUGUGGGAGAGAUAGGGGUUUCAACUCAUGCAGCAGAUCAUGUGAUUGAUCUCAUCUUCUCCAAUGUGGUCUUUACUUCCACUACAGUGCAUCAAGAUUUACACUGCGGCUCAGAUCAUCAGUCUAUGAUCACUAUGCUGCCAACAACACCUCAAACACAGCUGAGUGAUGCUCGGAUCAAGAUCACAGACUCUCAGCUGGAGCCCUUUGCAGAUCUUGUCAGAGGUCUCAUGAUGGACAUGCCUUGCCCAGAGGGGGUUGGAAAUGUGGCACAGCUUGAUGAUCUGGCUCAGCACUUCAUUCAGAGUCUUCUGGCUGCAGCUCAGGCAGUCAUUAAGCCAGCUCAACAAGAGUGGACCACAGCCUCCUGA
Histoplasma mississippiense is the source of this 519-nucleotide messenger RNA. RefSeq lists its product with no specific name. The record is from RefSeq and is a predicted model, not a curated record. Bases 1 to 519 code for a protein of 172 amino acids. Gene Ontology annotation, molecular function: catalytic activity. The transcript has a single exon. Lineage: Eukaryota; Fungi; Ascomycota; Eurotiomycetes; Onygenales; Ajellomycetaceae.